CAAACGCAUGCGUGCAAAUGCCUCACGGGUUGCCGUCAUCCAUUUUAUACGUCCGUAGUUGAGUGUCAGUUUUGAACUUUUUUUUUGUAAUUCUUAAUUAACCGCGCGUAAGUUUUCAAAUUUAAUGCGAUAUUUUGUGCCUGUGUAGCCCCCGACUUCCACUCGCAACCUCCCAUCAACCGAAUUUACUCAUACUAUGUACCACCGUGUGUCAACAUCCUGUCUGUUAUGAAUGUUGGAUACUACGCCCACGGCAGCCCCAGUAGAGAGUCUGGAGUUGUGAGCGACUGCGACGCGAUGGCCGAAUUAGCAGCUUUGCUGCGCUCUGAAAUUCCGGAAGGGCGCAGCAAUUUAACUGAUAAUCACACGAAUCUGGAAAGGGUGGCUGAAUACUGUGAAGCAAACUACUUUCAGUCAAAUAAUAAACGCAUCGCUUUGGAAGAAACCAAAAAUUACACCACCCAGUCAUUAGCAAGUGUGGCAUAUCAAAUCAAUACACUUGCAUACAAUUUUCUUCAAUUGUUGGAGUUGCAAACAGCACAGUUGGCGGAAAUGGAAAGCCAGAUGAACCACAUUUCGCAGACUGUAAUGAUUCAUAAAGAAAAAGUUGCGAGACGUGAAAUUGGAGUUUUGACAGCCAAUAAAUCCACUAGUCGACAGUAUAAAAUUAUCGCUCCUGCCAAUCCAGAAAAGCCAAUAAAAUAUCUGAGAAAACCUAUUGAUUACAACAUUUAUGAUGAUAUUGGUCACGGUGUACGAAGUAGUGGCACUCCAAGACAAAAACAAAGGGGUUCCAGUCAGGGGAGUAUCCAGUCAAUAAGUGCAAUAUCUGCGAAUUCCAUGGUAGGACCGGCUCCUACUACUAAACCACCCACGCCUCCACAAGUGUCAAGGACAUCAAGUAAAGUUUCUGUUUCAGGAGGUACACUCAGUAAAGGUAGUCGCGAAUAUCGCACCCCUCCCGCUGUGGCUCCCCCGCAAGUCCCUAGUCAUUAUGCCCCUAAUUAUCCGAUUGGUCAUGCCAGACGCUCUACUGAGAGGGGGCCUGGUUACAGUACUCUACCCAUGGCCCCUAAUCAGCAUCAAAUGACUUCACCUCCACAAGUAGGGAUGGUACAUCCCAUGAAUGUUAGUCAGCAACAGCUUCAAAUUCAACAACACCCACAAACGCCGCCCCCACCGCCUCCACCAGGAAAUGUUGGAAACUACAUUACAGCAGAUCAUCACAUGAGCAUGCCACCACCUCCUUCACCCCUGAUAAAUACACAAGAAAUGCAGUUAUCAAACCAACACCACCCAAUGAUGAUGACCCAGCAUGCGCCCGUUCCUCAUGGUAGUCUAGGGAUGCAUACGCUAUCCCAUGCCCAUGGCCAGCGUUUAGCUAGGAGUAGUGGAGCACAUUCGCCGCCUCUACCACCACCGCCUCCACCAGAGGACGAACAUGAAUCCUUUGGUAGACCCCACAGUAGUGGAGUUAUGCCGAUUGUACCUGACGAGGAGGAUUUACCGGGAUGGGUACCAAAGAAUUACAUCGAGAAAGUGGUCGCAAUUUAUGACUAUUAUGCCGAUAAAGAUGACGAACUCAGUUUUCAAGAAAGUGCGGUUAUUUACGUCCUCAAGAAAAAUGAUGAUGGAUGGUGGGAAGGCGUUAUGGAUGGCAUCACUGGAUUAUUCCCUGGGAACUAUGUUGAGCCAUGUGUGUAAAUAGGUUUUCUUUGUAAGCUACAUUAAACUAUAAACGAAAUACGGAGUUGUUAUACCUAUAUAUAAUUCUGAAAUUAAGACAUUUUGCACUUGCUGUAGGUAACUGUAAUGUAAUGUGGGAUCGUAAAAUAUUCUAAUUAAUUAUGAAAAGAAAUUCCUUUUUGUAGUAGGUAUCAAUCAUCUUCCACAGACGUAAUUCUAGUAUUUAUUAUAUUUUUGUUCUUGCAUUUGUAAUACAUUUAUAAGUAUAAUAAAUAUAUGUAGUAUA
This is a messenger RNA of Zophobas morio, 1972 nucleotides long. RefSeq names its product abl interactor 2 (gene Abi). Bases 229 to 1704 code for a protein of 491 amino acids. NCBI's taxonomy places the organism in Eukaryota, Metazoa, Arthropoda, Insecta, Coleoptera, Tenebrionidae. Gene Ontology annotation, cellular component: SCAR complex; actin-based cell projection; lamellipodium. Gene Ontology annotation, molecular function: signaling adaptor activity; SH3 domain binding. Gene Ontology annotation, biological process: neuron migration. The transcript has 6 exons. The record is from RefSeq and is a predicted model, not a curated record.